AUGGCCAAAGCAGACACCACCGACGAGCAGAUCGGUCUGGUCGGCCACGUAAAGAACACGCUGCUCAAACCUUUCGACUACAUCCUCUCCCAAACCGCUAUCCGCGCCUACCUCACCACCUUCCUCUUCCUCCUCACCUCCCUCCUCCUCCUCGCCGCCGCCGUCACCGCCUACGUCCUCUUCUACUACACCUACAUCCCGCGCAUCGGCUUCGAACGCACCAUCCACCUGCAAUUCGAUGACGUCUACCGCCCCGACGACUCCAGAUUCGUCGCCAACCCCUACGGCUCCGUUAGUCUCGUCGGCGACCUCGUGAGUGCUCAACGCUACGAUGUCUCCAUCGAACUCCUCCUCCCUCGGACGAGAGAGAAUCGCGAUGCGGGUAACUUCAUGCUCGAUGCGAUUCUGUACGCACCCGGCAGUGUUAUCGAUCCGUUGAAGGACACGCUCGUCCCAGGGCAGGCGGAAGCGGACAAUCGUAUAGCGCGCUCCCGCCGUCCGGCUAUCCUGGCCUACCGCUCGCCGAUUGUGGACCAGUUGUAUAAGAUGACGGAACUCCAUUGGUAUCUCCUCGGCUGGCGAAAAGAGGCGGAAAGUCUGACGGUCGGCAUAUUCGAGGGGGUGGAGUUCGACCGAGGCUGGCGCAAUGUGCCUUCCACGAUGACGCUCGCGGUGCAGAGUACCACUCGCCUGCAGAUCUACUCCGCAAAGGCGGUCUUCAAAGCAAGGUUUCGCGGGUUGAGGUGGAUGAUGUACAACCAUCGCAUCAUCAGUGCCAUUGUCUUUACGCUUGCAUUCUGGGUGACGGAGAUGGUGUUUACGGGAAUUGCCUGGGCUGCCGUCAGCUAUUACUUGGCUCCGCCGCAACAGACGAAAGCGGAGGAGAUGCACGAAGUGGCAGUGGGCGUGAAGAAGGAGAGCGAUCUGGAGGACGGCGAACCGGUGCUGUCUGAUACCGAACGGAGGUUUCCGACUUCGAGCAAGCAGCCGCCAUUGCGGUACGAGAGUCCGCGCAUCAAACAGGAAGAUGAGGAGGACGAGACUGUCAUUCUUCCUCUUCCGGAGAAUGUGGGCAAAGCUACCGAGGCGGAUGACGAGGAUGACGAAGACGAAGAUGCGGAUGUCUUUGUGGAUUCGGGGAUUGGGACGAGCAUGGAGAGCAGUGCGGGUCGGAGGGACAGUGUGAGGAGACGGAGAGGCAGGGCAGAUUCUGGGGGUGGGGUGAAGUGA
Molecule: messenger RNA, 1230 nt
Organism: Neohortaea acidophila
Lineage: Eukaryota; Fungi; Ascomycota; Dothideomycetes; Mycosphaerellales; Teratosphaeriaceae
Product: putative adipose-regulatory protein-domain-containing protein
Exons: 2
Coding region: 1-1230 (409 amino acids)
Biological process (GO): lipid storage; lipid droplet organization
Cellular component (GO): endoplasmic reticulum membrane
Source: RefSeq, a predicted model, not a curated record